AUGGUUCCAAGUAGUGAUCAAGCAAGUAAACCUGAUACAGAGGAGAAGAAGCAAAAGAACAUUGUCAAGGAGGAGGAGCUUUCUGAAGAAGACCAAAAACUUAAGGAUGACUUAGAGUUGCUUGUUGAAAGACUUAACGAGCCAGACCAAAAGGAAGAACUCUAUUCCGAGUACCUCUCCACGAUGAAAAAAUUGAUUCGUGAGUCUACUACGUCAAUGACUGCUGUUCCUAAGCCAUUGAAGUUUUUGAGACCUCAUUAUACUCUUUUGACUGAGUUGUACGAGAAGUGGGACUCACCGAACAGCAAGAUCUCUAGCACCCUUUUGGUCCAGUUUGCUGACGUCUUGUCUGUUUUGGCCAUGACAUACACUGAUUCUCAGAGAGAUUCCUUGAAAUAUAGGUUGUUGGCAUCCAAUGAUACUAUAGUUGAUUGGGGUCAUGAGUACAUCAGACAUUUGGCUUUGGAGAUCGGCGAGUCAUAUCAGGAGAAGUUGGGUUUUGAUGAUGCCUACAUCAAUCGCCUUGUACAGCUAGCUUUACAAAUUGUACCAUUCUUCCUUGAGCACAACGCUGAGGCUGAUGCCGUGGAUUUGUUGCUCGAGAUUGAAAACAUUGAAAAAUUGCCACAAUACUUGGAUGAAUCAACUUAUGCAAGAGUCUGUCUCUACAUGGUCAGCUGUGUUCCGCUUUUGGCUCCUCCUGACGAUAAUGCGUUUUUGCACACUGCCUUUUCCAUUUACUUAACUCACAACCAAUUAACACAAGCCUUGACCUUGGCUAUCAAAUUGGACGAUGAAAACCUCAUCAAACAAGUAUUUGAGUCUACUGAUGAUGUGUUGGUGCACAAACAAUUGGCUUUUAUCUUAUCACAGCAAUUCAACAGAUUCAGGAAUCCUGGUGAAGAUGAUGAUGUUCAGGAGAUAAUUUCAAACGUAAAGCUUCCUACAUUCUACUCCUACUUGGUGAAGGAGCUAAAUCUUUUGGACCCCAAAGUUCCGGAGGAUGUUUACAAAUCUCAUCUAGAGAACACGCGUUUUGGGUUCGGCCAGAUUGAUUCUGCGAAGCAGAAUUUGGCGGCAUCUUUUGUAAACGCAUUUUUGAAUUUAGGUUACGGUUCCGACAAGCUUUUUAUUCACUCAGGCGAACAAGAUAAUCAAUCAUGGAUCUAUAAGACUAAGGGAGCGGGGAUGAUCUCUUCGACUGCGUCUUUGGGAUGCCUUUAUCAAUGGAAUAUCGAAGAUGGCUUGCAAGCUUUGGAUAGAUACACUUAUAGUGCUGAAGAUGAGGUCAAAGCGGGCGCGUUGUUGGGUACAGGUAUCGUGUCCACCAACAUUCAUGAUGAAGCAGAGGCGGCGUUAGCGUUAUUGCAAGAAUAUGUCACCGAUCCAAAGAAAAUCUUGCAAACGAAUGCUAUCAAUGGUUUGGGUCUCGCCUUUGCAGGAUCAGCCAAUGAAGAAGUUUUAAGCUUAUUGUUACCCCUUGUUUCUGAUACAGAAACUUCAUGCGAGGUGUCAUGUUUAGCAUCAUUAGCGCUUGGUCAUGUCUUUGUGGGAACAUGUCACGGCGAUAUAACCUCAACUAUCUUGCAAACGCUUUUGGAAAGAGAUUUCACUCAAUUGAGCAACAAGUUCAUCAGAUUUAUGGCGUUAGGUCUUGGAUUAUUAUACAUGGGCAAAACCGAAAUGGCGGAAGAUGUUUUAGAUAUAAUCGACGCCAUUGAGCACCCCAUCAACAAGACUCUUAAGGUGUUGGUGAACAUCUGCGCUUAUGCUGGUACAGGAAAUGUUUUACAGAUCCAAUCGCUUUUACAAAUGUGCUUUGCAAAACCAAAGGAUACGUUGGAAGAAGAAAAGAAGCUUGGCGAAAGCGAGGAAGACCAGUUGAAAAGAGAAGGUAAACAAGAGCUUCCAACUGAAGCUAACGGCACUGGGGCCACCUCUGGAGAUCAAAAUGGUAACGACCCGUCUGGUGAUGUCGAGAUGCAAGAUGCUGCCGAAGUUAAGACAGAGAGGCAUGACUCUCUAAAGGAUAAAGCGAAUGUGAGUGCUGAAGACGACGAAGAGGAAGAAGAAGAGGAGUUAUACCAGGGUUUUGCCGUCUUAGGUCUCGCUUGUAUUGCUAUGGGCGAAGAUAUUGGCCAAGAUAUGGUGUUACGUCACUUCUCCCAUUUGAUGCAUUACGGAAACCCAUUGAUCCGUAGAUCGGUGCCUUUAGCCAUGGGUCUCGUUUCAGCAUCGUAUCCUCAAAUGAAGGUUUUUGACAUCCUCUCUCGUUACUCCCAUGAUCCGGAUUUGGAAGUUACUCAAAAUGCUAUUUAUGCGAUGGGUCUCGUUGGCGCUGGUACCAACAAUGCUAGAUUGGCACAGUUGUUGAGACAGUUGGCAUCGUAUUACUCCAAAUCAGCAGACUCACUUUUCAUGGUAAGAAUUGCACAGGGUAUCCUUUCCUUGGGUAAGGGUACCUUAACCUUGUCUCCAUUUAACACAGAAAGAAGCAUCUUGAAUAAAGUGUCCUUGGCAGCCCUCUUGACAGUAUCGGUUGCCUUGCUAGAUCCAAAAUCUUUUGUGUUGAGUGAUUCAGUCACCGAGACUAGUCAUCAAAUGUUAUAUUACUUGACCCCAGCUAUAAAACCAAGAAUGCUCGUGACUGUUGACGAAAACUUGAAUCCAAUCAAGGUGAAUGUGAGAGUCGGUCAAGCGGUUGACGUUGUUGGCCAAGCAGGUAAACCCAAGACCAUCACGGGCUGGGUCACACAAGCUACACCUGUCUUGUUGAGUUAUGGAGAAAGAGCCGAAUUGGAGAAUACCGAGGAGUGGAUUAGUCUAUCUCACACUUUGGAGGGCAUUGUCAUCUUGAAGAAGUCUCCCGACUAUGUCGAGGCCGAAAACUAG
Molecule: messenger RNA, 2892 nt
Organism: Candidozyma auris
Lineage: Eukaryota; Fungi; Ascomycota; Pichiomycetes; Serinales; Metschnikowiaceae
Gene: RPN1
Product: proteasome regulatory particle base subunit RPN1
Exons: 1
Coding region: 1-2892 (963 amino acids)
Biological process (GO): proteasome-mediated ubiquitin-dependent protein catabolic process; regulation of protein catabolic process
Cellular component (GO): nucleus; proteasome storage granule; proteasome regulatory particle, base subcomplex
Molecular function (GO): enzyme regulator activity
Source: RefSeq, a predicted model, not a curated record